Molecule: messenger RNA, 1634 nt
Organism: Blastomyces gilchristii SLH14081
Lineage: Eukaryota; Fungi; Ascomycota; Eurotiomycetes; Onygenales; Ajellomycetaceae
Product: sucrase/ferredoxin domain-containing protein
Exons: 2
Coding region: 309-1421 (370 amino acids)
Source: RefSeq, a predicted model, not a curated record
AUAUAAUCCUGUGCAUUGGGGGGUGGAAUCGAUCUUGAGGAACCCGAGGCCUUCUUUUGUUUCCUCAUUUGGAACUUUUGAUAUCCACGCUGACAAAUCUCAGCCACGGAAUAUUUCCGGUGUCUUGGCAUAAUCAGAUAAGAUUGAUUAAAGGGAUCUGAUAACCUGCCCUCAAACUCUCCCGGCUUGGAAAAACCGCACAAUACCAGCAACGUCAUUUCCUGCUCCAUAUACAUAUAAAAAAUAAUUUGAAAGUAUACGGAGGGUAGAAGAUAUCGCGGCGCUGUCGGAAUACCAACUUUGAAAAGAUGCAAGCUCUGCUUCGUCGCGGGGCUGCGAUUCUCACACCAGGGACAAGCAGCCCAGCAGCGGACAGCGAAACGACGUGUACCACCGCACCAGAACAUACUCUCUUUACCAAAGUCAACCCAGCAGUUGACGGGGAAGACUGCGACCGCGACUGUGCUAGCUGCACAAUCCGAUACCCUGCCAAAUUUGACAUUGACACUCAAGAUAAAUUAUACGGCCAUGUCAAAGGAUGGGCCACCCACUUGCUCAUUGCGACGGGCAAGACGGACUGGGUGAGGGAUGUGACCGACGAGGAGGGAAGCGUCAUGGAAGCGAUUGAGAAAGGGGGCCUGGAACCUAGCAAUGGGCCCAUGAAGCUGUCUGCUUCGAACAUGCCCGUCCCGGAUGAGUAUCACCAUCAUGAGGUUGGGAAACAACCCACCACCGCUCUCAUCCUCCCAGCUUUCACAUUUGUCGAUCACGUCACCCCUGCCCUCGCUUCAGACCUGAUCACAUAUUUCGUCAGCCACUCUCUGACCACCACUUCCCCCCUAAAUAAUACCUCAUUGCCAACUACAAAGACACGCACCCCAGACCCAGAGUCUGACAAUUCAACUCCUGCCACGCCUCUUUCAUCCCAGACGGAGACGGUCCCUAACUCCUCCGUCGGCUAUACAGCCCUAACCCCUCUCCGCUCCCGCCCCUGUGGGCACUCUGCCGUGAUUCUCCUCUGUUCACAGCGGACCCGCGACGCUCGUUGCGGCCAAUCUGCUCCCUUGCUCCGGCGAGAGUUUGAAAGGCACCUACGGCCCCUUGGAUUAUAUAGGGAUCUCAACGACGAACGCCCUGGUGGGGUAGGCAUAUAUUUCAUAAGCCAUGUUGGCGGCCACAAGUACUCCGCGAAUGUGAUUGUGUACCGGCGGAGAAAUAUCGACUCCGCGGACGCUGCUGCGGAAGCGGGCAGAGCAGCGCGUGGUGAAGAAGGGGCUACGCAGGGGAUCUGGCUUGCGAGGGUUAGGCCGGAAGAUUGCGAGGGGAUUGUGAAGUUUACGGUUCUGAAGGGGAAGGUUAUCAAGCCAGAGAGCCAGCUGAGAGGCGGGUUUGAUCGUGAGAAGGGCCUGGUGAGCUGGUGAUUUCCUGGCAGGGUGAGAAUCGGUUUAUUGGCUUUCUUUUAUUUUUUAUUCUUUUUUUCGGGCUAUUCUAUCUACUUUACAUGAUGAAAUCUAUUGCGAGACUUUCGGGUAUUUUAUUCUAAGAAGUUUUGGGCGCCUUAGCCAUCCAAACUAGCACUAUAUAUCCAUAUAUUCAGGGGCUAAUAACAUUUAUUUCGAAAUCAUAUUCCUAUA